CUUCGUUAGUACGUAGUAGGUACCUUGAAAGAGCUACGGAUGACGUGAUGCGAAAGUGGGUGUGCCCAAGUAUCACUAUUGACUGGCCGGCUUUCGUACGUGUAGGAUCUAUCUACGUACUUCUACUUAUCGAAAACAAUUCAACUGUCAAAUUUUCUUAAAUACAUCCAUUGUUGUAUCUCGCAGAAACAAAAAUGUCACAACAACAAUACUAUCCGUUUAAAUGUACUCCUACGGUAUAUCCUGCAGAACCAUUUGAUGCAAAUGCAGAUGCUUCGCUGCUACGUAAAGCAAUGAAAGGUUUUGGCACAGAUGAAAAAACAAUUAUUGAUGUCCUUACAAAAAGAGGAAUCGUCCAGCGACUGGAAAUUGCUGAAGCAUAUAAAACAUUGUAUGGAAAAGAUCUAGUUAGUGAUCUAAAGAGUGAACUUACAGGGAAAUUAGAAGAUGUUAUAAUUGCUCUUAUGACACCAUUACCUCACUAUUAUGCUAAAGAAUUGCACGAUGCAGUUAGCGGAUUGGGGACUGAUGAAGAAGCAAUUGUAGAAAUCCUGUGUACUUUAAGUAAUUAUGGCAUACGUACAAUUGCUGCAUUUUAUGAAAACUUGUAUGGGAAAACUCUUGAAAGUGAUUUGAAAGGAGAUACUUCAGGACAUUUCAAGAGAUUGUUGGUUUCGCUUGUUCAAGCAAAUAGGGACGAGAAUCAAAGUAUAGAUCAUGCUGAGGCUGCAGCAGAUGCGCAAGCACUUUACGAUGUUGGCGAAAAACAGUGGGGAACAGAUGAAUCUCAAUUCAAUGCUAUUUUAGUAACGCGUAGUUAUCAACAGUUAAGACAGACUUUCAUUGAAUAUGAAAAAAUAUCCGGACAUGAUAUUGAAGUUGCUAUUAAAAAAGAGUUCUCUGGAAAUCUUGAAAAAGGUCUUCUUGGAAUAGUAAAGUGUGUGAAAUCAAAAGUUGGUUUCUUUGCUGAACGAUUAUAUGCUAGUAUGCAUGGCAUAGGCACAAAAGACCGAACGUUGAUUCGCAUUAUUGUUUCUCGAUGUGAAAUUGAUCUAGGUGAUAUAAAAAAAGCUUUUGAAGAACGAUAUGGAAAAUCACUGGAAAGCUGGAUUGCUGGUGACACAUCUGGAGAUUACAAGAAAGCCCUUCUGUCACUUGUUUCUACAUAAUUUUGAACGAAAUAUUGUAUAAGAAAUUUAAAACUUUGAACAAGUUUUAAUGUACAAUUUUAUGAAAAGUGUUUCGUUCAAAUUACAGAAAAACACGCUUCAAGCGCUUACAUCAAGUGGCAUAAACGAAUCUGUAUUAUAGUGAAUCUUUUUACACAAUUUUUGAAUCUCUACAGCACUGUAACUGUGCUACGAUCUGUUUUUUUUUUCUAAUAAAUUAAAAUUUAUACAUAAUGAAAUAUUUUACAAAAUCACACUGUU
This is a messenger RNA of Hylaeus anthracinus, 1430 nucleotides long. RefSeq names its product annexin B9-like. Gene Ontology annotation, molecular function: calcium ion binding; calcium-dependent phospholipid binding. Gene Ontology annotation, cellular component: cytoplasm. The record is from RefSeq and is a predicted model, not a curated record. Bases 195 to 1169 code for a protein of 324 amino acids. Lineage: Eukaryota; Metazoa; Arthropoda; Insecta; Hymenoptera; Colletidae. The transcript has 7 exons.